AUGAACUUCGUAAACUGCAUAGAACUCUCUUCAUUAUUAGAGGUCAUUGCAGAUGCUGAGCAGUGGCAGUCCCGCGAGCAGAGUCUUCGAGUCUGGCUGGAUGAUCUUAAAGAUUUCUUGUAUGACUCUGAUAACAUACUGGAUGAAUUUGAGUGCGAAGCACAUCGAAAGCAAGUCAUUAGGCAAUGGAACUUGCUUGGAAAGACAGGCCGCUUGUUUUCCAGCUCCAAUCCACUUGCCUUCCGUCUUAAGAUGGGCCAUCAAAUCAAGGAGAUCAUGACGAGGUUGGAUGAGAUUACGGCCAGGAAGGACGCGUUUAAUCUUAAUCGGCAAACUGACUUUGGAAGCAAUUCUCAUAGCUUAUGGCGCGAAACACAUUCCCAUGUGAAUGCCUUUGAAGUAAUUGGGCGAGACAGUGAUAAGGAUGAGAUUGUCCGGCGCCUAUGUAGCCCUGAUACUGACAAUAAUCCUUUCAUUGUUUCGAUUGUUGGAAUUGGAGGGAUGGGGAAGACCGCCCUGGCCAAGUUGGUGUAUAAUGAUGAUAGGAUAAUAUGUCACUUUGCUUCGAGAAUCUGGGUGUGUGUAUUUGAAGAUUUCGAUCUUAAGAUUAUCCUGCAAAAGAUAAUCAAGUAUUUAAUGCAUAAGUCAAUAAUCAUCCGGAGCAUUCAUCUUUUAGAAGUAGAGCAGUUGCAGGUGAAGUUGCAAGAGCUUUUGCAAGACCAGAAGUUUUUGCUCGUACUGGAUGACGUGUGGAGCGACAAUCCGAGUCGAUGGCAUGAAUUGAGGGAUCUCCUAAUAGGUGGCACUGCAUGUAGUAGUGUAAUCGUGACAACUCGUGGCUCAAAGGUUGCAUCUGUUGGGGGCUCUAGUUAUGAGCACAAGUUAGGACAGUUGUCACAUGGGGACAGUAUGUCUGUGUUCAAGAAGGCUUCGGAGGAUGGGCAUGGCAGUGUAACAAAUUCUGAGCUCCUGGAGAUUUUGGAGACAAAUUAUUGA
Messenger RNA from Punica granatum (pomegranate), 996 nucleotides. The record is from RefSeq and is a predicted model, not a curated record. Lineage: Eukaryota; Viridiplantae; Streptophyta; Magnoliopsida; Myrtales; Lythraceae.